Merops nubicus (carmine bee-eater) is the source of this 536-nucleotide messenger RNA. Its product is annotated as proprotein convertase subtilisin/kexin type 6-like. Lineage: Eukaryota; Metazoa; Chordata; Aves; Coraciiformes; Meropidae. The transcript is spliced from 4 exons. The record is from RefSeq and is a predicted model, not a curated record. Gene Ontology annotation, biological process: peptide hormone processing. The annotation marks the transcript as partial. Gene Ontology annotation, cellular component: cell surface; membrane. Gene Ontology annotation, molecular function: serine-type endopeptidase activity.
GGUCGCAGGGGCUUGGGGUCCAUUUUCGUCUGGGCGUCGGGGAACGGUGGCAGAGAGGGUGAUUACUGCUCCUGUGAUGGCUACACCAACAGCAUCUACACCAUCUCCAUCAGCAGCACCACCGAGAAUGGCUACAAGCCCUGGUACCUGGAGGAGUGUGCCUCCACCCUGGCCACCACCUACAGCAGUGGGGCUUUCUACGAGAGGAAGAUUGUCACCACGGACCUCCGGCACAGCUGCACCGACGGCCACACCGGCACCUCCGUGUCCGCCCCCAUGGUCGCGGGCAUCCUCGCCCUGGCGUUGGAGGCCAACCCCCAGCUCACCUGGAGGGACGUCCAGCAUCUGCUGGUCAAAACCUCACGGCCAGUGCAUCUACGAGCAUCCGACUGGAAGACCAAUGGCGCAGGGCAUAAAGUUAGCCAUCUAUAUGGCUUCGGCCUGGUGGAUGCCGAUGCUAUUGUGACGGAAGCCAAGAAGUGGAAGACGGUCCCUCCCCAGCACGUCUGCGUGGGAAGCCUGGACAGGGUGCCCAA